UUGACAUUGUCAAAAUCAAAUUGGCCAGUUCCACAAUCGUAGUGCCUCAAAAAUAGUGAAAAUAAUCAAAAUUUUUAGUUGUGGAUAAGUGAGAAAUUUUUUCGUCGAGUGUGUUUAUAUAUCUCUUUGUACUGUUCUGUUUGUGGGUAAAAAUGCCGAUAAUGUACUCCUGAAAUCAGUGUUUUUUUGGAGAUGUUUCUCUGUUAGAAGAAAAAGGGUCAAAUACACUUCCGGCAAAACAAAACCUAGAAUUUUAAUUGUAGAUUGAAGAUCCGCUACGUUAUGCCCUCGGCGAGGCUGACUCUUCGGGAGGAGGACGUGGUGAGACUGGCCCUGGAAUUCCUGCACAACCGCGAGCUCCACAUCUCCCAGCUGAGCCUCGAGCGCGAGACCGGCGUCAUCAACGGCAACUACUCGGACGACGUGCUGUUCCUGCGACAGCUGAUCCUGGACGGGCAAUGGGACGACGUCCUGGAGUUCAUACAGCCCCUGGAGGCGUUGCAGACGUUCGACAUGAGGAAGUUCACCUACGCGAUACUGAAACACAAGUACAUCGAGCUGCUCUGCAUCAAAUCCGAGGCGAAUGGACAGGGUGGCAACGUGGACAACGCGGUUGAGGAAGUCGUCAAGGUGCUGAACGACCUAGAGAAAUACGCCCCGUCCAAGGAAGAGUACUCCACCCUCUGCCUGCUCCUCACGCUGCCCAGACUGACCGAUCACCUGCAGUACAAGGACUGGAAUCCGAGCAACGCGCGCGUCCAAUGCUUCCGCGAGAUCUACCCCCUAGUCUCCGAUUUCCUACCGGGCGAUCACAAAUCGACCGACGUAAACGCCAACACCACCGCCAAAAACGACCGCCUCAUACAGCUUGUCAUCAAGGGCAUCCUGUACGAGUCCUGCGUCAACUACUGCCAGGCCAAGGCCACCGGUUCCACCGACUCCCAGAAUCAAGAGAUGAACUUCUCGCGACUGUUGGACGGCUCGGUCGGCUUCAGCGACUCCGACCUAAGCCUCCUGAGCUGGCUGCAGAGCGUGCCGCACGAGACCUUCUCCGUGCCGUUCGAACAGAAGACCUUGAACGUCGACGUUGAGAGGUUGGAGAGGCCGUCCCUGGAGACCUCGUGGGCCGAGCACAUGCUGAUCACGCCGAUCAAGCCGAAGACCUUCCCGCACUCCGCGAUGCCCUUCACCAGGCCCAAGUCCGCGGCCGACAUCAUGACCAGAUCUCUGAUGCCGGUCCUGGACGGGAUGGCCUACGGGGCCGGCGCCACGACGCACCACAACGGCAACCCAAGAGCGAUGGCCAUGAGCACCGGCGACAUAGCCACCGGCGGCCCCAUGACCAGGAGCAGCUUCGCCAGCUUCCACCUGACCGGCAUCAAGAACAACAAGCUGAUGAACUCGUCGGUGGACAGGCUGUUCGAGAACGAGGGCGAAGUGUUCCUCAGCAACAGCUACGCGGAGUUUCAGCAGCUGCCCUCGAUCCAGGAACAGACCAGCACGCCGAUGAUGCUGAAGAACCGGGCGGACUCCAGGAGUCCGGACCAGAGGGCGUCGAACGUGUCGACCCCCGAGCACAGGGGCAGGGAAUCCCCGGCCUCUACGAUAAGGUCGAGCAGGAGGGAUUCGUUGAACGAGAAGCACAGGGAGGCGGCGGGACCGCCUCCGAACUUGGUGCAAGCGGCGGCCGCGGCGCAGAUCGUGAACGAGUCUCCGUACGAGCAGAACUUCCAGGGCGAUCUGCUGAAGGAGUACCAGAGGCAGAAGCAGAAGUUGCAGGACACGCUGAACGCGAGGGAGAGGGAGCGGGAGGAGUUGUGGAGGCAGAUCAAUAGCAACGGGAAUGAAUACUUGGAUAACUGUAAACUAGAUGGUAAUCAUAUCAAUGGAACGAGUAGAAAUCCACCUGUGACCAGUAAUCAAACGAAUGGAAACGUUGCCGCAAGGAUCCAUGGAGAAGGAGAUGCCAAAAAUUUUCAAGGAGGAAUAUACGACUCUGCGAAGCCAAUAGAGAGGACCAGGAAUGAACAAAUAAACGACGAGAACUGCAUCAACAGACCACGUUUCGUGCCAAUAACCACACUCGAAGAUGUUCAAGCCGUCAGAUGUGCCGAAUUUCAUCCCAGCGGGCAGCUAUAUGCCGUCGGGUCAAACUCAAAAACGCUUAGGAUAUGCGCUUACCCAAAAAUUGGUGAUAUUGGUAGGGAGGACCACGAGGCCUACCAACCGACCGUGCUGUUCAAGAUCACCAAACACCACAAGGGAUCCAUAUACUGCCUAGCGUGGUCGCCGAUGGGCGAUCUGAUGGCGACCGGAUCCAACGACAAGACGGUCAAACUGAUGAGGUUCAACGGCGACACGUCCAAGUUGGAGGGAGACGAGAUCGAGCUGUCGAUGCACGACGGCACCAUCAGGGACCUCUGCUUCCUGGAGGACACCUCGAACAAGUCCAGUCUGCUGAUAAGCGGCGGCGCGGGCGACUGCAAGAUCUACGUGACGGAUUGUGCGACUGGUACGCCGUUCCAGGCUCUCAGCGGACACACCGGCCACAUACUCUCCCUAUACACCUGGGGCGGCGCGAUGUUCGUCAGCGGAUCGCACGACAAGACCGUCAGGUUCUGGGACCUCCGGACCAGGGGAUGCGUGAACAUGGUCACCCCCUGCACGGUACCGGGAACCAGACAGGGUUCGCCGGUGGCCAGUCUGUGCGUGGACCCGUCAGGCAGGCUGCUGGUAUCGGGACACGAGGACAGUUCCUGCGUCCUGUACGACAUAAGGGGCGGCCGGAACAUCCAGUGCUUCAAGCCGCACUCGGCGGACGUCCGCUCGAUAAGGUUCUCACCGUCCGCCUACUACCUCUUGACGGGCGGCUACGACAACAAGUUGGUCCUUACGGAUCUCCAAGGUGACCUCACAUUACCCCUUCCCAGUGUGGUAGUGGCACAGCAUCAGGACAAAGUGAUUUGCAGUCGCUGGCACCCGUCAGAGUUUUCAUUCCUGUCAACGUCAGCAGAUAAAACGGCCACUUUGUGGGCGUUACCCCCUGUCUGAGGCAUGACCAUUCGACAAAUUAUUAAUUAAUCAAUAAGUCUGAACUAACCAAUACUCGAAUAAUUUCAGAUUUCAUUCUCGAGUCGAAUAACCAACCGGAGCACUGACUGUUUCGCUCAAAAAAAUUACUUUUGUCGUAAUGCAAAAAGGUUUCGUUCUACAUAACGAAAAAGGCCUGGAAAAUACUGGAUAUCUGAAAGGUAUCGGUGAUGAAAUUUAUAUUUUAAAUGAUUUGUGGCUGUUUUGAAUAUCUUAUUCAUCCGAUGCUAUUAAUUUGUAUGAAUAUUUCGCUUCAGUAGCGGACAAACUUAUUUUCUCAAUAUGUAAAUAUAUUUUUCGACUUUACAAGCUUGUAUAAAUAUUUAAAAAUUAUUAAUGUUGCUUAAUUUAUAUACUAGUUGAGAAUAAUGAAUUUACUACAGUAAUGACAAUUUAUUUUUCAUGUUAUAUGACAUCUUUUCGAUCUUUAUUUGAUAUAGUUAAUAAAUAAAUAGAGAGAAGUUAA
This is a messenger RNA of Harmonia axyridis, 3556 nucleotides long. Its product is annotated as WD repeat-containing protein 47. NCBI's taxonomy places the organism in Eukaryota, Metazoa, Arthropoda, Insecta, Coleoptera, Coccinellidae. Gene Ontology annotation, molecular function: protein binding. The record is from RefSeq and is a predicted model, not a curated record. Bases 283 to 3051 code for a protein of 922 amino acids. The transcript has 9 exons.